Messenger RNA from Closterium sp. NIES-67, 214 nucleotides. The record is from the annotation of a GenBank genome assembly. NCBI's taxonomy places the organism in Eukaryota, Viridiplantae, Streptophyta, Zygnematophyceae, Desmidiales, Closteriaceae.
GAGUAUUCCCGGGCGCAGGUGAUAUCGCUGAUCAACCUGGUUUCAGUGAUGAAGGGGUGGAGGAGGAAGACCCGCGUUGACCUCAUUGACCGCAUCGAGGGGCAGGAGGGCAGAUGAAGGGGUGGAGGGGGCAUGGAGGGAGAUGAGCGCCAUUUGGAACGUGGCUUGAGCCACCUUAAAGCAAGACCCGCGUUGACAUCAUGGACCAGAUCGA